Molecule: messenger RNA, 2546 nt
Organism: Myxocyprinus asiaticus (Chinese sucker)
Lineage: Eukaryota; Metazoa; Chordata; Actinopteri; Cypriniformes; Catostomidae
Gene: cldnd1a
Product: claudin domain containing 1a
Exons: 3
Coding region: 345-1193 (282 amino acids)
Cellular component (GO): membrane
Source: RefSeq, a predicted model, not a curated record
CGCAUGGAUUUAUGUGCAAAUCUUCCUUUAAACAAGAGAUGUUCAUUCAUCGUCAUAUGAACGAGUUUAUUCUGAUGAACACAUGAAUAUAAACGCAGACACUCUGAUGAGCGAGUGAGUAAUCCUUCAUUUGUUCUUUAUUUACACACUGAUUGAUAGACGGAAAAUAGGACACGAAAAGCUGCACGCGUUUGAUCGGAAUGACAGAUAAACGCAUUUCAUUUUGAUUGGAGUUAAAUGCGUUCAAAUGCGUCUGAUGUGAAUGAGAGAGACGCGUUAAAUGCGUCUGAUUUUGACGGGAAAUAAACGCGUCUGAUGUGAAUGUGCGUCUAUACUGUGGAAUAAUGGUGGAUAACCGGUACGCCACAGCUCUGGUCAUCGCCGCUGUUUUAAGCGUCCUGGCGUCCGUAUAUCUGUCGGUGUCGGUAGGUUCGCCGCACUGGUACCGGUACACGAGCCCGCCGGUGCACGCGGAGCACAACGCCACCGAACUGCGAGCGCUGCAGGAAGAGUUUCUGGACGGAGAGUUCGACGAGAAAACCGCGAGUGACGCGCUCUUCCGCAUGAACGGAACGCUUGGACUGUGGUGGAGAUGCGUUCAGACGCACCUUGACGCGCACUGGUACAAGGAACACGGUACACACUCUAUUAUUACUAUUAUUAAGAUGAUUGUGACACACACACAGUGUGUGUUUAUGUUUACACAGUUGUGUUUGUUGUGUUCAGAUCCACAGAUGGUUUUGGAGUGUGUAAGUUUCACUCCCUCACAACAGUUCACACCAAAAUACAAAGAACCAGGAAACCACAACAGUGGAGAAGACAUGAUACGAACAUAUUUGUGGCGUUGUCAGUUUCUGCUGCCGCUGGUCUCUCUGGGACUGGUGGUUUUGGGCGGUCUGAUUGGGUUCUGUGCAUGUGUGUGCAGCAGUCUGGCGCCGGCACUCUUCAUCGGCUUGUUGCAGCUGCUCGCAGGUUUGUGUUCUCUGGCGACUGUGUGCUGUUUCCUGGCGGGGAUGGACCUGCUUCACCGCGUGUCCAUGCUGCCGGAUCGUGUGGACGCAAGUCUCGGCUGGUCGCUGUAUCUGGCGCUCAUCGCGUCUCCUCUGUACAUGAUGUCGGCCGCGCUGCUCGUGUGGGCCGCUCGCAGUCACAGUCAGACUUACGACCGCAUGGCUGUGUACAGAGUCGCAUAAAACAUCAGAGAUGCUCGCGGACGAAAGAUCGGAUCAGUGUCGAGUUCAGCAAAUUAAUUAUGAUUGUGAUAACCCUAACCCUGAACUCGAAUGAACUUUGACAUUGAAUCUGUAGAGCAAUCACAUCCUGACAAAUGAAAAAUGCACUUUUGGAAAAGAGAAACUGCCUGUGUGUGUAACUUACAGAUACAGUGUGAGUGUCUGUGUGUGUGUGAUUGCGUGUCUUUGUGUGUCUCUCUCUGUGUGAGAGAGUGUUCAACGUAUUUUACUCAGUUGUGUUUAGAGUUCAGUAUGGAUGCAGGCAGGGGUCAAAAUUACAUCUUUGCCACACAUGGCAGUUAAUAAAGUUUACUGGUCAUAUACUGUAUUUUCUUACUGCCAUGAAACAAUAUUUUCCAUUAUGUUUUAUUAAUAACUGUAAUAAUGGGGACAAAAUAUUUAGUUUUUGUUUUUUCUUAGGAGUUUUGGAAAAAAAAAAGAGAACUUCAGACGUCUAAUAGUGAGUUCAGCUCCAGUUGUAAUUAAACACAUCUGACUGUAAUUAUCAAAUAAUCCUGAAGACACUGAUCAGCUCUUUCAGAUGUGUGUGAUAGAUUUGAAAUUAUAUUGAAUUUCAAUUAUUAUUAUUGUAGUUAAAAACAUAAAUUUCAAUAAUAGAAGUACAUAACAAAAUUAUCAGCUAUUUGGCGAGUAAUUCCCUUUUAUUUGGCGAGUGUUAAUUUUAGACAAUGGAUGUUGGUCUACGGCAGUCUCGUGACUAUGUGGUCUCGCUGACCUGACGGUUUGUAGAACAAGAACUGAUUCACCAAAUCUUUACAUAGGUUUUAACAUUUUGUGUGUAUGUUUAAGUGUUUGUUUCCAUUUAAACACUGACAAACUUUCAGUCAAACACUAUAGUGUAAUCUGUGGUAUAAUGUCAUGCACAGAGAUGAUUUGCUGAUUUUCUCCUGUAUUAUUAAACACAUUUAUCUUGUGGUUUAGAGAAUGGCCAGGAAACUUUGUGUGUAUUGCUUUUAAUUUAUUAAUUCUAUUUAUUACUAUCAUUUGAAUGGAUUUUAUUGAGAUGCUUUACAUUUAUUUUGGUCAUUUCUAAUGUUGUUGCCAUAAAAAUAAUAUAAAUGUGUGUGCCAGUGUGAAAACUGGUUUUGGAAUAGAAAACAAAUUACAUGUUGAAUACUGCACAGUGUUUACUGCCGGCUUUUAUUUUGAAGUGGUAAGUGAAAUCGUGUGCAACAGUAAACAUUUCAAACUACAGUAUGCUGUAUUAUUGUCUCGUGACCUCAUCAUGCUGCAUGUUUAAUUCACUGAUUGGCAUCCAGUUAUCUGGGAAAUAAAAUUGUUGUGUAAAAAUGU